AAAUGUCAAAUCUGUAAACAAGAAUUUCGUGGAUGUUUGUUUUUUAACGGAAUCCUAUGUGAAAUAAACAAUAAAUAACAGUUUGUAUUGAGUAAGAAGUUUAUUGAAGUUAUUUUAGAUGACUCUUGGACGUAAAUACCAGCAAUCUUCCGGGAAUGCUGGGGAGGCUCGUAAGGUAUAUUCUAACCAGUCGAAGGUCGGGACUCUAUCUGGUUGCUCGUCUUCUGUAUCACUGUGCGACAUGAUUGAGCCACCUGACUAUGAGGAGGUGUGUGACCGGCUCAUGGGGGAGAAGGACCCCCUGGCCUACCCAGCUGUGGACAUGGAGCUCUGCAACGUGCCCCGCCGCAUCAGAACCAUCAACCAUAUCCUGCCUGAUGAAGAUCUUGCAAAAGCCCCGAUGUUCGUCCGCGACUGCAUCCGAUCCUACACGACGGACUACACGGUGGUGGAGUACAAGUACCGCGCGUACUCGGGCUCCGCUUGCGGCCGAGAGCGGCUCAGCGAGCGCCUGGAGCGCCUGCAGGCCGGCCCUAAGCACCAUUACGAGGUGGACGCCGAGCCAACUAGUAUUGAGGAACAUCAGUCUGAAUCUCAACCAUCAAGCGGGCGCCAGUCAGUGGCGUCGAUGUCGUCCUCGUCCUCCUGCAACGAGACCCUUACUCCGCGCGGCUCGUGGGCCAGCCUCGACCUCCGGAGCUCCUCCUCAGACCCACUUCUACCGGAUCUCUUUGAAAGGAAGCCUCCGGAACAGAUUGAUGCUCUCAAUGAAGCUAGGAGGUUAGAGAACCGUCAAGCUGAUCUCCUAGGAUUAUACACUCCGUACCUGGAUGAGGAGGAAGCGGUAGAACGGAGACUGGCGGCCGAGAUGCCGAGCGAGAUCAUGGGGCACAGGAUCUUGGUGGUCUGCCAUCAGCUCAAGCUAGAACUAGACGUAGAACCUCUCUUCGCAUCCAUGGCGGUGUACGACGCGAAGGAGAAGAAGAAACUGUCGGAGAACUUCUACUUCAACCUGAACUCGGAGUGCACGCGGCAGAUGUUGUCGGCGCACGUGCCGCACGCGGACCUGUCCACGCUCAGCCGCAGCGCGGUCUUCGACCUCAUGCACCCCUCGCCCGACAUGUUCCUCGUCGUCCGCGUCGAGAAAGUCCUACAAGGCGAUGUCAACGAGUGUGUUGAGCCGUAUAUCAAGGAUGAUAAGAACCGCGAGAAGGUCCGCGCGGGCGCGGCGGCGGCGUGCGGGCGGCUGGGCAAGUACCGCAUGCCGCUGGCGUGGAGCGCGGUGUCGUUGUUGAACAUCCUCAGCGGCUCCAACAGCCUCGAGCGGGACCACGACAAGGACAGCCUCACGCCCGCCACCAAUACUAAUAGUCUCGAAGGUGCAUCUGACCGUAAAGCGUCCUCAAGCAGUUUGGAGCAGCUCCGUCGUCGUGCCGGCGAGGUGGGAGGCUCCCUCACUCGCAAGGGAUCCAUCGAGAGACGCGCGCCCACCCAUCAUGCAGACGACCUCGCCAACCAACUCGACUCAUUCAAACCCAUCGCUAUUACCGUCACUAGCUUCUUUAAACAGGAAACAGACAAACUCCGCGAUGAAGACCUGUACAAGUUCCUGGCUGAGAUAAAGCGGCCCAGCUCUGCGCCUAAGAAGCUCAAGUGCAUCCCCGGCACUUUGAAGAUUGAGGUGUCUCCUUGUCCUGAAGAGUUAAAGAAUGGACUCACGCCAGAGCUCGCGAAAUUACAUCCUUAUGGCGACGACAACGUGCGUCCGUGCAAGGAGAUCCUCCCGUUCCCGAGCCAGGCCCCGGCCGUGCCGCACUACCACUACCGCAGCCUGCUGUACCUGGCCGUCAAGGAGAUCAACCUCAACGCCUACACUAGCAGGACUGGAUCUGCGCGGAAUAUUACUGUCCGCAUCCAGUUGAUGUCAGGUGAGGGCGAGGGCUCCGCCCUGCCAGCUAUAUUCGGCCGCAGUUCCUGUCCAGAGUUCACCAACGAGGCGUACACCACCGUGCUCUACCAUAACAAGAACCCGUCUCUAUACGACGAGAUAAAGCUGAAGCUCCCAGCAGACCUGGGCGACCAACAUCAUCUACUGUUCACGUUCCUGCACGUCUCCUGUCAGAGGAAGCCAGUCGCGCCAGACCAGGAGAAGAACCUCGAGACUCCUGUUGGAUACUCUUGGCUCCCUCUAUGCCGUAACGGUAAGCUGACGUGCGGUGACUUCAGCCUCCCAGUAAUGUUGGAGGAGCCCCCGCCCAACUACUCGUACAUAUUCCCCGACGUACAACUGCCGGGGACGAGGUGGAUCGACAACCAUAAACCGAUAUUCAACAUCACGCUCGAUGCUCACACUACUGUACAUCCACUGGACGGGUACAUCGAGCGAUUUGCGAUGGCUUGCGAGGCAGUACAGGAAGGUAAUAUACCACCUCGUAUUGGACUCGCCAACAUGGAAGCCGAGCUGCGGGCCAGUAUAUCGGAGCUGCCGACGGCGAGCGUGGAGGCGGUGUCCCGCUACCUGGCGGUGCUGCUGGACAAGCUGCUGCACCUGCUGCUGGCGCCGCCCGCGCUGGCGGGACACGCGCUCAACAUCGCGCAGGACGUCUUCACCUGCCUCGCGCAUAUAUUCACCGAUAUAUCGAACAUGAACGAAGGUGCAACCUGUGACAACCACGGCCGCAGUAGUCUGAUCUCCACCUACAUCCAGUACCAGUGCACCAUCCCUCGACCCUCACUCACUGACAGAGACAUCGGUCUGCCACUGCCUCCUGCAGUGAUGACGGACGGGUCUUGUAAGAUCUUGCACGAGGAGCUAGCGUUGCAGUGGGUGGUGGCUUCCGGAUCCACCAGGGACCUCGCCAUGCAGAACUCUUGGGCCCUAUUCGAGCUGAUGGUGAAAUCGAUGGUAGAAUACUUGUACUGGAGCGGCGCUCACGAGGCGAGGCGCAAGGCUCGCUUCCCCGACCAGUUUACUGAUGACCUCACCACGCUCGUCAAUAACGUUACCACGGAGAUCAUCUCGAGAUACGGCAAGGAUAGUCGCCUCACCCAGAGCCUGAACAACAGCCUGGCAUUCUUCCUAUUUGAACUGCUAAGCAUAAUGGACCGCGGCUACGUCUUCAACCUGAUUCGAACCUACUACAAGCAGAUGUGCGCUAAGAUAGCCUCGCUGCCUGACGCUGUGCCCCUUGUUCACUAUAAGCUGGCGUUCCUGCGCAUCGUAUGUUCGCACGAGCACUACGUGUCGCUGAACCUGCCGGCGGGCGCGGGCGUGUCCCCGGCCGCGUCGGCGCAGUCGCUGGGCGCGCAGUCGCUGGGCGCGCAGUCGCUGGGCUCGCAGUCGAGCGCGCCGCCGCCGCACGCGCUCGGACACGAGUUCCGCUCGCGGCACUACCUGGCCGGCCUCCUGCUCACGGAGCUCACCAACGCUUUGGACUUGCAGUCUCCAGUCCUGCAGUGUGCAGCAGUGACAGGUGUACUAUCCCUCCUGACUGCCCAUGACGCAGACCCCCGACUGUCCGCGCCGGACGUGAAGGCUCGCGUGGCAGCGCUCUACCUGCCGCUACUAGGCAUCGCCAUGGAUGCUCAUCCACAGCUUUAUAGAGGAUUCUCUACUAACAAAGAGGUACUACAGCUGGACAGUGAAAUAGGACAGUUCAGCAAUUUGUAUACAGCGUCAUCUCCAGAGGGUGAUUUUAAACAGAGCGGGCGGGCGCCGUUCAACAGCGAGACGAGCCGCAACCUGGUGAUGUGCGUGGUGUGGGUGCUGAAGUGGGCCGAGCGCGCCGCGCUGGCCGCCACCGUGGCCGACCUCCCGCCGCACGCGCUGCACGCGCUGCUCGCGCUCAUCGACCUCGCCUUCCGCUGCCACGAGUACAAGGGUCGUAAAGAAAUACUGAAGUGCGCACAACAGAACGUGCGAAAGACGACGGACAUCAAGGCAAAACUGGAGGACGUUAUACUGGGACAGGGGUCCGCUCGGAACGACUUCAUCAUGAGGAGGAAAGGAGCGUGCCGCCGCGAGCGGUGGCGCAAGGAGCAGUGGCGGGGCGGCGGCCGCGCCGAGGGCGGCGCCCCGCCCGCGCCGCAGCCCGCGCUGGCCGCCGCGCUCGCCGCUGAGGUCUCGCUCACGCUGCUGCAGGCGCUGGAUACCAUUGUGCAGUCGUGUAGCAGCCUGGAGUGUGGACAGGCCGUAUGUACCGCGGCCCUGCAGGUAUUACUACGCGCACUGCAACGCAACCAGAGCGGCGCCGUGCUGCAACAUAUGUUCGCCACGCUCAGGGCGCUGAUAGUCAAGCUUGGUUGGUCGUGUUGCGGCGAGGAGUCAGGUAUCUGCCGCGUCCUGCUGCGGCACUGCGCCGCGCUGUCCGCGUGUACCAGGGCGCACGCCUCCGCCACGCUCUACGCACUCAUGCGACAACAUUACCAGCUUGGGAACAAUUUCAGCCGUGUAAAGAUGCAAGUGACGAUGUCCCUGUCCUCCCUGGUGGGCACGUCCACCACCUUCAGUGAGGAGUCGCUGCGACGAGCGCUGAAGACUAUACUCGUGUACGCUGAGCAUGACUCCGAUUUAGCUGAUACUACGUUCCCGGAACAGGUGAAAGACCUAGUAUUCAACCUGCAUAUGAUCCUAUCGGACACGGUGAAGAUGAAGGAGUUCCAGGAGGACCCGGAGAUGUUGCUGGACCUCAUGCAUCGUAUAGCGCGCGGGUACCAACAUAGCCCAGACCUCAGACUUACAUGGCUCAAUAAUAUGGCACAGAAACAUAUGGAG
Molecule: messenger RNA, 4774 nt
Organism: Spodoptera litura
Lineage: Eukaryota; Metazoa; Arthropoda; Insecta; Lepidoptera; Noctuidae
Source: RefSeq, a predicted model, not a curated record